UAAGUCAAGUAAGAUGCAUAUGUAAAAGGGAGAAGAUUAUUGUUCCAGUACACCUCUUCCAUCGUAAUAAUUAUCCAUCUUUGAAGUCGGCCAAGCUAUUCCACAACGAACUAAAUACUUCCUUGGUAGAAAUUUCUCCAAAUUUCAUGUGAUGAUGGUUCUUGGAGAGGCAAACGCGUUGUAGUCAAAUAUGCGUGGUCGACAGUCAUCCUUGCACACGGCAACCAGGGUCCCGGGCGGGCUGGGGUUGGUUUUGUGCGUCAUCCCCCGCGGCUAGACUCGCUCUCCCAAAUACAUGCACAACAUACGCGUAACACAAUGGCUUUCUCCUGAGUAUCAACGACACGUUGCUGGAUAUCUACUCAUGAACCUUUCAUCUAUGAGUUGGAGAACAUAUCAACAGAUAUAUUCCGUGAUCUAGUGCAGAUAUGCAUUUGGAGACGCGUGGAAAAGCAUUGUUAUGCGCGACGAUCUGGAGUCUAGCUGUGGAGGCAGCUUGGGUGCCUGGAUUUACACCGCAAACCUACCGCGACGGCGACAUCCUCCCACUCCUCCAAACCCGCGCCUCCUCCCCCCACACUUCCUCCCCAGACCAUGCCUACGCAAACCUCCCCAUCGCAUGCCCACCGUCAUCGCACUACCCAGGCACCUCCUCCCGCAUCCCUCUAUCUCUCGCGCAAAUCGCCCGCGGCGACCGCAUCACCGUAUCCCAGCAUAACCUCGUCUUCGGCAUCGACGAAGUAGAUAAAUUACUAUGCACUCUCGACCUUGACACCAGCGCCGCACGACGCGCAAAAGACCUCAUCGCAAAAGGCUAUCGUCAAGAAUGGGUUCUAGACGGGUUACCUGGCGUGCAGGCGUGGAGGAACAUAUCGGGCACAGGACGCUAUCAUGCUCGCGGAGCCUCGCUCGGCGCGAAAAUCGAAGACGAACACAAUGUAGAUGCCAUGAGGAAAGGAGUGCCGCAAGCGUAUGAAGUGUAUAACCACAUGGAUCUGCUGAUACGGUAUCGCUCGCUAGGACGCCCGCGUCAAUUGGAUGCGCUGCUCUCACUACCCGAGGCGCGCAGGGACGAGGAGCUGGCGAAGUUGCAGGGGGUGGAGUGGGAGAGGGUUGUUGUUGGGUUUGAGAUGUUUCCCCGGAGUCGGAAGGUUGCUGCUACGAUGGCGGCGGGAAAGGCGGUGGAGAAGCGUAUGAGGAUUUGGCCGUUGCCUGUUUCUACUGGGACGGGUCGGACGAUGAGGAAGGGGAAGAAGGUGGAGGUUAUAGAUGGUGGAAAGGAGGAAGGCAAGGUGCGGGUUCCGGUCACGUAUUCAGUGUAUUGGCGGGAGGAGAAGCGUGAGGAUGAUGGAGGAUUGGAGUGGGAAGAUCGGUGGGAGAGAUUUACUUUGGCGGAAGAGGCCGAGUCGACUGUGCCUUAUAAGUUCAGCGUUUGGACCUGGGUUAUUUGGUUGGUUUUUGGGUAUUGGCUUGGAAGUGGACCAUCGAAAGAUGCAGAGGAAGAGAACAAGGAUGACGACAGCUCCAUUCCUCCUCAGGCGAUCAAGAGUGUCCAAAUGCAGCCCAACAAGAAACCCGGAAAGGCGAAGAAGAGUUACGGUCUCUUAUCCCAACAACACAAGUCCGCUAUCCCGCAGUCGUCUUUAUCAGACGACGAAGACGAGAAACAAUCCCUAAAACCCGCGCCAUUACCACCCAACAUCUCCUCUCCUCGCUUCAGAACAUACAUAUCCACCUUCCUUCCCCCUUUUCUCGGCGCCGGCAUCCAAUCCCUCACCCUCUUAACCACCAUCUUUUCGAUCUACCUCCUAAACUUCGCCCAUGUCCCCUACUUCAGCCACUUCCUGACCCUCUCGAUUCUCACCCAUCUCACCCUCCUGGUUUCCUCCGGCUACGUCUCAUUUUAUGUCCACACAACAACCCAAUCAUACCCGGCACACCGCUCCGCCUUACCCCAACCAACUUUUCAGAAUCUCCUCCAAAAAAAUACCCUCCUCACCAUCUUCACCCUCCCCAUUCUCACACUCGUAGCCACGUGGCUUAUCAAUCUAAAUGUGUGGUGGCAAGCCGGCGGCACCGCAAUCCCGUUCUCAACGGUCAUCGCAGCUGGGACGCUGUGGGUGUUCAUCCAAGCAACUCUCGUCCUCGCGGGAUCAUGGUAUGCGGCCGUCGAGCUUUCAGAGAAAAGCAGUGCUACCACCAGUACCACCGCUAUUAUCAGGAGCAGUAUCAGUACCGCUGUUACCUUCCCCCCUCCAUCGCGUUUCAAAACCGCGUUUUGCUUCGUACUCGCUGGAUUAGCGCCUUUUGUGGUUGCGUGGGGAGCUCUAGAAGGACUGUCUCUAGCCUUCUUCUGCAGAAGGCAAGAGCUCUAUAUACAUAUUAAAGUGCUUACGGCGAAGUUCGAUGCGCAAUUCCAAUGUAGUGGGGCGUAUUCAUCGAUCUGGAGCGCGAGAGGGUGGAGCGGUGUUAUGGGGACGUGGGAGGGGUUAUUCAUCCUAGGUCUCGUCGGUAUAUUUUCCGGGAUGACAGUUGUAUUAUCGACGAAGAUUUCCGGUUCGAUUCUCUUGGGUGGGAAAGGGAGAGGUGGGGAUAAGCACACACUCACAACCCAACACCAACAACAACAUAACCCUACAGCCGCCCUCCUCUCCCACUGUACCCUCGCCACAACCCCCGCACUCAUCCUCUACAUCCUCCUCCAAUACACAUCCCUCACGAACCCGCUGCGCCCCGUCGGCGUCAUCCCCGCGCUCUUGUACGCUGCGUAUACGGCUCUAGCGUGCAUUGUCUGUGCAUUGGGCUGUGCAGCUCUAGGCAGUUUGAGUGUGGGUUUCGGGGGAUGGGGAAUGAGGGGGCAAGGAGGUGUGAGGGAAGGGGUACGAGGAGGGGGCGGGAUGAAAGACCGGUAG
This is a messenger RNA of Periconia digitata, 2912 nucleotides long. The record is from the annotation of a GenBank genome assembly. Lineage: Eukaryota; Fungi; Ascomycota; Dothideomycetes; Pleosporales; Periconiaceae.